AUGAAGCUCCUGGUGCUGCUGGUUUGCAGCCUCCUGGCAUGGAGGGUGGGUGAGACACGGUCGGAUGCUUCGGAGGUGUUGCCUGCGUUGGCUCCUGGAGCUCUCAGCAUGAAGGAGAGCUUCCUGGUGCUCUCGCUGCACAACAAGCUGAGGAGCAAAGUGCAGCCCCCUGCCGCCAACAUGCAAAAGCUGGAGUGGGACGAGGAGCUGGCCCGGCUGGCAGGGGCGCGGGCAGCCAGCUGCCUGCAAGGCCCCGCUCCACCGCCGGCGCCGCAGCUGGGCUGGAGCGAGGCGCUGCUGCCGGUGGUCACCGGAGGCUUCGGGGCCGUGCUGGAGCGCUGGUUCGCCGAGGGCCGACGCUAUGACUACGGGACGGGGCGCUGCGCCCGCAAUGCCACCUGCCACCAUUACACCCAGGUGGGCGCGGGAAUCUGGGGGGGAUCCGGAGACCCCCGGACCGGGGUGACCCGUCUCCCGUAGCUGGUGUGGGCCACGGCGGGGCGGCUGGGCUGCGGCCGCUGCCUCUGUGCCGGGGGGCACGGCCCCAGCGAGGCCUUCGCCUGCGCCUACUCCCCAGGGGGCAACUGGGAGGUGUCGGGGACGCCCGUCCUGCCCUACAAGCAGGGCCCCUGGUGCUCCCUCUGCACCGCCGGCCUCUCCGGAUGCUUCAAGUCCUGGGACCACAGCGGCGGCCUCUGUGAGGUGCCCAGGAACCCCUGUCGCAUGAGCUGCAGGAACAAUGGUCUCCUUGACCUCAGCAGCUGCCAGUGCUCCUGUCCCUCGGGAUACACGGGAAGGUACUGCCAAGUGAGGUGCAGCAGACAAUGCCUCCACGGCAGGUUCAGGAAGGAGGAAUGCUCCUGCCUCUGCGAUGUGGGCUAUGGCGGCGCUGAGUGCGGCACAAAGAUUCGGUUCCCCUUCCACACCUGUGAUGUGCAGAUAGAUGGCGACUGUUUCAUGGUGUCCUCUGAGGCUGACACCUAUUAUGGAGCCAAACUAAAGUGCCAAGAGAAAGGGGCAAUGUUGGCCCAGAUCAGAAACCAGAAGGUCCAGGACAUCCUGGCUUUCUACCUCAGCCACUUAGAGACUGGUAACAGGGUGACAGACACCGAUUUCGACACUGGGAACUUCUGGAUUGGCCUCACCUACAAGACAUCUAAGGCUUCCUUCCGCUGGGAUGUGGGUGAGCCAUCCUCCUUCACCAGCUUCGCUUUCGGGCAGCCAGACAACCAAGGGUUUGGGAACUGUGUGGAGAUGCAAGCGUUGGCUGCGUUCAACUGGAACGACCAACGCUGCAAGACCCGGAACCGGUACAUCUGCCAGUUUGCCCAGGAGCACAUCUCCCUGUGGCAGCAGGAUCCCUGAGCCAACAGCUCCAGGCCCUGUCCAGUGCUGGCUGCUGCGCUGAGCCCAUGGCUCAGGAUGACCCCAGUGCUGUGCCAAGCCCAGGCCAUGAAGGCCCCCUCCCUGGCUCCUGGAGAUGGGGGGCUGAUGGGACCCAGGGUACCCACUUUACAUCAGCAUCCCCAGAACUGCAUUGUCUUCUGCUCCUCAUCUUCCUGUUGCCAUCACGCCGUGGAUGCCCUGCGGGCAGGGAGAUACCAGGUCCAACAGCAUCCUCCUUUUCUGUUGGUAGCCAGGAUGUGUCCAGAACUUGGUGCAGAUGCCAUGAGGGGACAUGGGGGGAAUUUUUAGUGGGCACAAACCUCAGCAUGUCUGAGGGUGAGGACUGGCUCAGCUCUCACACUGGGAGCCCCCCAGGCUGACACUGCAGGUUCCUCAUCAUGAUCUUGUCUUUCAUUAUCAUCUAGUUCCUCACCAUCACUUGGGUGGUUAAUAAAGACCUCUUCUUUGGGAA
Molecule: messenger RNA, 1858 nt
Organism: Melopsittacus undulatus (budgerigar)
Lineage: Eukaryota; Metazoa; Chordata; Aves; Psittaciformes; Psittaculidae
Product: C-type lectin domain family 18 member A
Source: RefSeq, a predicted model, not a curated record